Messenger RNA from Vicia faba (fava bean), 570 nucleotides. The record is from the annotation of a GenBank genome assembly. NCBI's taxonomy places the organism in Eukaryota, Viridiplantae, Streptophyta, Magnoliopsida, Fabales, Fabaceae.
AUGAAUUCAUCGGCACUACUUCAUCCUUCUUCUCCUUUGAUUUUUCAUCGCAACCGAACCAUUAUUUGUUCUUCAUCUAGAAACCAAUCUUACAUCCCUAAACUGGAACCAUUUAGCCGAUCCAAAAUCGACAGAGUCGCAAAAAACCUUCCUCUGAUUGAAAAAUCCGAGAAAGAUCUCUCUGAUUAUUGUUCUACACUUGAUGGUGAUGAAUGUUAUAGUUGCUGGCAGGCUUAUUUCGAGCUCAAAGAUCUUGAAAAGGAGUCACCGAGAGCGGAUAUAGAGAGGUUAAUUAUUGAGAUUGGUGGUGUGAAAUCGUUGAUAGGAUGUAUACAUGGAAUUGCGCUAAUGCAUAAAUUGAAGAAGGAUGGAUUAAAAUUGGCGAUGGAAAUAGAAUCAAAAGAUGAACAAAAUCUUUGUCCUAGACCAGAUGGAUUACCAAAAUCUGCUGAUGAAAUGAUGGAAGAAGAGAAAGCAAGAAUGCCUGAUUCGUCGUAUACUAAGCUUCUUAGAUCCAUGGGAAAGUCACCUGCAUGGUAUUCUGAAGCACCGGAUCAUGAAACAGAUUGA